AGUCAUUUUGAAAGGAGAAGGCGUGCGUUCCGGCCGGCGUGCUAGCUAUUCUUAAAAUAGAAUUAUCGUAAUUCAAGACGAUAAAUAUUUAAAGUUUCAAAUAAUUCUUGAAUUAUUUUAUUAGAUACAAAGAUGGCAGAACAGGGUUUCUUGAAGCAAAAACCUGGUUUCGCGACUAUCGCUAUUCACCACGGUCAAGAACCGGAAAGAUGGAGUUCGUCUGCCGUUGUUGUACCCAUCGUCACGUCCACAACGUUUAAACAGCCGGCGCCUGCUGAACAUACGGGUUUUGAGUACGGUAGAUCAGGAAACCCCACACGUAAUGUUCUUGAAGAAUGCCUAGCCGCGCUAGACGGCGGAAAGCACGGCUUCACCUUUGCCUCGGGCUUAGGAACCACGACCACACUUUUGGGCCUGCUUAAAGCGGGCGACCACAUUAUUUCCGGCGACGAUGUGUAUGGCGGCACCAACAGAUUAUUCAGAAACGUCGCAGCCGGAAUGAAUAUAGAAACAACAUUCGCCGAUUUCACAAAGCCCGAAGAAGUUGAUAAAGCUGUUAAGGAAAAUACAAAGAUGGUGUGGUUAGAAACCCCAACGAACCCCAACUUGAAGAUCGCCGACAUAGCCACCGUAGUGAAAGCCGUGAAGAGCCACGGCGAACACAUCAUGGUUGUCGUGGACAACACUUUCCUCACUCCGUACCUCCAGAGGCCGUUGGACUUCGGGGCGGACGUGGUCAUGUACUCCCUCACGAAGUACAUGAACGGCCACUCUGACGUCAUAAUGGGGGCGGCAGUUGUCAAUAAUGACGAGCUUGCAGCGAGACUUCGGUUCCUACAAAACGCAAUGGGAGUAGUCCCGUCUCCGUUCGACUGCUACCAGGUCAACCGCAGCUUGAAGACUCUGGCCCUCCGCAUGGAACAGCAUAAGAAGUCAGCGCAAAUCAUCGCUGAGUGGCUGGAGAAACACCCGAAGGUCACAGAAGUUCUGCAUCCAGGACUGAAAUCUCACCCACAACACGAACUGGCGAAGAAACAAAUGACAGGCCAUUCUGGAGUAUUCAGUUUCAAGCAUUCAGGCGGUCUGCAGGAGUCCAGAAAGUUCCUGCAGAGUUUGAAGGUUUUCACUUUGGCCGAGAGCUUGGGCGGAUAUGAGAGUUUGGCUGAGCUACCGUCAGUAAUGACGCACGCGUCAGUGCCAGCCGCUCAGCGCGCCGAGCUCGGCAUUACGGACUCGCUCAUCCGCCUGUCUGUAGGGCUCGAGGACACCGAAGACCUUAUCAAGGACCUGGACCUGGCCUUUAAUGUUAGCUUUUAAUUGUACUAGCAUUGCUGCCAUUUGGAAAUAUUUAUACGGCAUGAGAGUGUUAAGGUGAAGGGUGAUUCGACGCUAGCGCCAAGGGUCGACACCCUAUGAGGCAACAGACCGGGGCCCAGCAGAAAUCCCGUCUCGAUCAAAGCCUGACACGGGGUUCCUGUCAGAAUUUGUUGCCCGUGGCUUCGCAAAGGCUACGGCCGGAUAUUACUUAUAUCGUAAAUUCAAUAAAUGUUCAGUAAUAAAAAAUGUCGGCAACCUGCUUUGGUAAAAGUGACCAGUUUUAGACAAGUUUUUAGAGUUUUACUACAAAACGAAAAAUUGUAUACAGUCUUAUCUCAUUAAAUUGUUAAAAGAGAAACUGAAUAUUCAGCUAAUUUUAAAAAUAUAUCAAAAUAUCGGAAGUAUCGUUAGAUUCGCAUCACCCUUCAACUUAAUCAUGCUAUCGUAAAAUUAAUUAAAUGUAUUGUAAUCAAUUCUACACUAAAGCCGGUUCACAGUCUGAACGGUAAACGUUUCUGUGAUACACGCAUCACCAUCAGUUACCGUUUUGAUGCAUCACAAGUGCACACGAUAUGGCAAUGGCACCGAUAUUUCGUCUUGCCUUCAGUAGAAGAGAUCGUAUGGCAGGUUCGUAGGAAUUUUAAUUUUUGACAUUAAU
Messenger RNA from Leguminivora glycinivorella, 1975 nucleotides. RefSeq names its product cystathionine gamma-lyase (gene Cth). The record is from RefSeq and is a predicted model, not a curated record. Gene Ontology annotation, biological process: transsulfuration. Bases 133 to 1317 code for a protein of 394 amino acids. Gene Ontology annotation, molecular function: pyridoxal phosphate binding; cystathionine gamma-lyase activity. Gene Ontology annotation, cellular component: cytoplasm. NCBI's taxonomy places the organism in Eukaryota, Metazoa, Arthropoda, Insecta, Lepidoptera, Tortricidae. The transcript has 8 exons.